AUGUUAUUUUUGUUAGCAUUACUCUCAAAUAUAAAUUGCUCAAUUUAUGAUAAGUUAAAAUACAUAGAAAAUUAAAUAGAGUUGACUUAAAAUAUUGAGUACUUUGAGGCAAGAAAAAGAUUUCUGGAUGGAGUUAAAAUAAAAAACAUAUUUGAAAUGGACAAAGAUAUAAUUGACAUUCAUAUAUUCCAUUUAAAAUAAUUGCAUUACCCCUCCUCACAAUUACUCGUUUGUAAAUCAAGUGAUAAUGAAAUAAUGAUAAUAAAUUAAUUGGGAACAAUAAUAGCAUAAUACAAUCAUACAAAUCAUAUAUUGAUGACAGAUAUUUUGCAUAAUGUGGAUGAAUUUUAUAUUGGAUUGUACGAUGCACAAAGGAAUCUAACAAUAAUCAACAUGACCAUUACCGAUAAAAAUAUCAAAGAAUAACCAAUCGAUGACAUUCGUAGAAUUGAUAAAAAUGGAUUUUAUCAUGAUAUUGAGUUGACGUGGGCAUCAAGUUUUGAGCUCAAUCACGAGGCAACCUCAAUAUUAGUUAAUUCUGGUCGAAACACAAGAGUGUUUUUGGUUGGUGAUGAAAAUGGAGCAAUUUCUUAUUAUUUUUAGAAUGGUACAUUAAAAAACAAAAAUACCAUAUCAACAACCCCAAUCCUAAACUUAUUAAGGAGACAUCCACACAUUAUGUUUUAAACAGAGAAAUAGAUUGGCUUCUUGAAUUCUGUAUCCCUGACCAUUGUAACUCCAAAGUGUGAUCAGCCUGCAGCCUCUAUAGUUUCAAUAUAUUAGGAGAAUAUCUACAGUCAAAAUAUCUAUGUGUUGCUAUCCAAUUAGGAUAUAUUAAUAUAUCAAAUAAAAUCAGGGAAGCAUCACGAAUGUUCAAUUUCCUACAAGAUUCCCACCUUACAAAAACUAAAGAAUAUUAGAGUAAUCAAUUCAUAUUUGAUUGGAUAUGAUAAGACUUUGUAAAUCUAUAACACUUCCUUAUAUAAGUCCCUAUACUAAGAUGAGGUUCUCUAUCUAACAUCAUUGGAUGAUCAAAGAUUAUGGUAUUAAUACUAUUCAAUACGCUCACAUAAGAUCAAUGCUUAAACCAGUAAUGCUUAUGAGUUCUACACUUCGAAUAAUAAGACUACGAUCAGAUAAUUGGAAUUGACUCAUUACCCUAUGCCUUAGAGUUCUUCUUUCUCUUUAAUGGAAUCUUUCAGAUUUCCUAUGAUCUUGGUGGCAAUCUUCAUUGUGUUUAUCUUCUAAUUCUGGCAAAAAAAGAAGAAGACUGAUAAUGAAAGUGAUGAGUUAAGUGUAGACAUGAAAAAGAAGAUCGAUGAUAUGGUGAAACAAUAUAAAAAAUAUGAUAAGCCAGAAUGA
This is a messenger RNA of Paramecium tetraurelia, 1362 nucleotides long. RefSeq lists its product as uncharacterized. The transcript has 2 exons. The record is from RefSeq and is a predicted model, not a curated record. NCBI's taxonomy places the organism in Eukaryota, Ciliophora, Oligohymenophorea, Peniculida, Parameciidae.